Amphibalanus amphitrite is the source of this 2060-nucleotide messenger RNA. Its product is annotated as long-chain specific acyl-CoA dehydrogenase, mitochondrial-like. Lineage: Eukaryota; Metazoa; Arthropoda; Thecostraca; Balanomorpha; Balanidae. The record is from RefSeq and is a predicted model, not a curated record. Gene Ontology annotation, molecular function: flavin adenine dinucleotide binding; long-chain fatty acyl-CoA dehydrogenase activity. Gene Ontology annotation, biological process: carnitine metabolic process, CoA-linked; long-chain fatty acid catabolic process; fatty acid beta-oxidation using acyl-CoA dehydrogenase. Gene Ontology annotation, cellular component: mitochondrion. The coding region runs from base 92 to 1420 and encodes 442 amino acids. The transcript is spliced from 7 exons.
CCGUUUUCUCCCGACCUCUGUCUCUUUCUCUUCGUGUCCGUGGGAAGAAACGCUGGGUGUGAUUCGCAUUUCUGUGCUUUUAAUUCCCGAUAUGGGUCUCGUUGGUUGUUGCAGGACGCCGGCUCGGACUGCCGCUGCAUUCUUGCGGCAAAAGACUCUAAUCCAGGCUGGUAAUGGAAAUAUUAACGCGAGAAACUUUGGAGUGAGUGCUAGGCGUUUUGAUGAAUACCGUCCAGCUACAUCUCAGAUGCCAAAGCUGAGCGACAUUGGUGGUAGGACGCUCUUCAAUUCAGAUCAUGACAUGUUCCGUGAGUCAGUCCGCAAGUUCUUUGAACAAGAAGUGAAGCCAUACCAUGGCCAGUGGGAGAAGGACGGCCAGGUUUCGCGCGAGGUGUGGCUGAAGGCCGGAGAGCAGGGUCUCCUCGGGGUCAAUACCCCGGCCGAGCACGGAGGCAUCGGAGGCGACUGGCUGGACGCCUCCAUCGUCCUCGAGGAACAAGGCUACAGCAACUGCACCGGUCCCGGCUACGCGAUGCACUCGGACAUCGUGAUGCCGUACAUAUCUCACUUUGGCACGCCGGAGCAGAUCGAGCGUCUGAUCCCGGACAUGACGGCCGGAAAGAAGAUCGGCGCCCUGGCCAUGACCGAGCCGGGAGCCGGCAGUGAUCUGCAGGGUGUGCGCACCACGGCAGUGAAGGACGGCGACGACUACAUUCUGAACGGCAGCAAGGUAUUCAUCACCAACGGCUACAUGUGCGACGUGGUGAUCGUGGUGGCCAUCACCAACCCCUCGGCCAAGUCGCCCGCUCACGGCAUCAGCCUCUUCCUCGUGGAGGAGGGCAUGCCCGGCUUCCGCAAGGGCCAGAAGCUGCAGAAGAUGGGCAUGAAGGCGCAGGACACUGCCGAGCUGUUCUUCGAGGACGUGCGCCUGCCCAAGUCAGCCCUGCUGGGCAAGGAGAACGGCGGCUUCUACCAGCUGAUGCAGGAGCUGCCGCAGGAGCGCCUCCUGAUCGCCAUCAUGUCGAUGGCUAACUGCGAGUGGGCCUUCGAGGAGACACGUGACUACCUGCUCAACAGGAAGGCCUUCGGCAAGACGCUCAGCAACCUGCAGACGAUUCAGCACCGCCUGGCGGCGAUGAAGACCGAGCUGGUUGUGAACCGCGCCUUCACCGAUCAGUGCAUCGAGCUGCACAACCAGGGCAAGCUGGACGGCGGCAUGGCCUCCAUGUGCAAGUACUGGAUCACGGACCUGCAGAACCGCAUCACCUACGAGGCGGUGCAGCUGCACGGCGGCUGGGGCUACAUGUGGGAGUACCCCGUCUGCCGGGCGUACGUCGACGCCAAGGUCCAGACCAUCUAUGGCGGCAGCAACGAGAUUAUGCGGGAGCUGAUUGCCCGCCAGAUCGUGUCGAAGAAGUGAGCUGCAUCCCGAGCGCCAACCUGCCUCCCUAAUCCGACAAACUCCUGAUCAAAGGACAGACUCGGCCACCGAACCGUUUGGCAAGGUAUGACGUCUUCUUAGUUUCGUUUUGGGUUUGAUUUUAUCGGGAGCGAGAAAGCAUUGUUAAGGUGCGUAUUUACUUGUACCUUUGUCUCCGUCAGCACUAAGUCGUCUAUUGGCAGUUCCGUGAAACCGAUGCCGAUCCGGCCGUGACCUUUUACGUAAUCUACUUUAGUGUGCCUUUACCUAUUACCUACAGCCUCCAAGAACAGUCUCCUCUUAUUGUGAUGAGUGGUGCUCUGUGAAGGCCCGCCGAGUUGUGGCGAAGUAUGCAAUUCAAAAUGCAUACCAAACAUCAAUGCAAUGCAGUACAAGGGAAUCCAUGGCUAGAAAACGAGCGCUAGAUAUGUCGGCUCAGCUUGUCUAGACCAUUGUGAAGCGUCAAGUGCCAGUGAUUUGGAAUUAUAUGACUUAUUAUUGUAAAACAAGUUCGAGCUAGUUAUUUCCAUUUCCCUCUGGAAGCUUAAAUUGGAGCUUAUUGGCACACUCCAGUGCGAGCUGCUGAGAUGAAUCGUUUAGUAUAUUUUGUAGUGAAAUAUAUGUAUACAGAACAAAUUGC